This is a messenger RNA of Endocarpon pusillum Z07020, 1728 nucleotides long. RefSeq lists its product as uncharacterized. Bases 1 to 1728 code for a protein of 575 amino acids. Lineage: Eukaryota; Fungi; Ascomycota; Eurotiomycetes; Verrucariales; Verrucariaceae. The record is from RefSeq and is a predicted model, not a curated record. The transcript is spliced from 6 exons. Gene Ontology annotation, biological process: carbohydrate metabolic process. Gene Ontology annotation, molecular function: calcium ion binding; hydrolase activity, hydrolyzing O-glycosyl compounds.
AUGAAUGUGCCAUUCAGACAUCUCCAAACCGCAUCAAAAUCUCUCUCACAAGCAGCACAAGAGGCGCUCUCGUCUCACUCCGAUAUUCCGCCCAAGGUCUCUUACACUCCUGGCCCAGGUCCCAAUGAACCAUGUGCGGAAAAUGUUACCAUGUUCCAAGCCUUCGAGUGGAAUUGCCCUAAGGACCAAAAGCACUGGACACGCCUUGCUACUGCAAUGCCCUCACUAAAAGCAAUCGGUAUUGACAACAUGUGGAUUCCUCCCGGCUGCAAAGGUGGCUGGCAUGGCAGUAAUGGCUACGAUAUUUAUGAUUUAUACGACCUCGGAGAGUUUGAGCAGAAGGAUUCGAGAGGCACGAAAUGGGGUACCAAGGACGAGCUGGACGACAUGAUGGCUGUGGCCAGGAAAUUGGGCGUUGGGAUAUAUUGGGACGCUGUAUUGAACCACAAGGCCGCCGCCGACUUCUCAGAGCCCUGCUAUGCUGUGAAAGUUGAUCCGAAAGACCGCACCAAAGAAUUAGGCAAGCCGACCGAGAUCGAAGCCUGGACGGGCUUCGACUUCGCCGGCCGAAAAGGUCGAUAUAGCCCUAUGAAAUAUCGAUGGCAUCAUUUCACGGGUACCGAUUAUGAUCAUAGGACCCAAACGAACGGUGUCUUCAAAUUUCUGGGCAGGGGCAAGAAAGAUUGGGCGAAGGAUGUUGAUGACGAACUAGGUAACUACGAUUACUUAAUGUUUGCCGACAUCGACCAUUCCAACCCGGAAGUUCGGGAAGAUGUUUUUCGUUGGGGUGAGUGGAUUGGACAGGAAGUUGGAAUAUCCGGCAUCCGGUUUGAUGCCGUGAAGCACUACUCUGAGGACUUUCUAAGAGAUUUCGUUCGUCACCUUGAUCGGACAGUAGGCAAUAAGUGGUUUCUGGUUGGCGAGUAUUGGCGAGACGACCUUGAGGUGCUCGCCGGAUAUAUCAAGCGCAUGGGCUAUCGUCUAUCGCUAUUCGAUGUCCCACUUGUCAGCAACCUUGCACGUAUCUCAAUGGCACGAAAGCCUGAUCUACGAUUGGUCUUCAAGGACACUUUGGCGUUGCACCAUCCACUGAAUGCAGUUACAUUUGUGCAAAAUCAUGAUACGGUCAGUGUGCUACCUUAUAAGCCUCGGUUCUCAUCCACUAACAAACCCCAGCAAGAACGCGGAUCACUCGAGACCAUCGUAACACCCGACUUCAUGGCCCACGCCCACGCCCUAAUCCUUCUCCGCCUCUCUCCCGCCUACCCCUGCAUCUUCUAUGGUGAUCUCUACGGCAUUCUCGGCUCGAGAUCCCGUCCACCAGCCUGCGGGGGGCAACUUCCCAAGAUGAUCCUCGCCAGGAAGUUGUACGCAUACGGGGGAAUGAAUGAGUAUCUCGAUGAGAAGGAAUGUAUCGGAUGGACCCGUCUCGGCCAUCCCUCCAAAUCCAACGGCGCCGGUCUAGCCGUGCUCCUCAACUCGUCACGCGCAUCCUACGGCCACAAACGAAUGAACGUCGGCAAGCACCAUGCCGGUGAGACGUGGACCGAUAUCAUGAGCUGGGCCUGGGGCGAAGUCUGCAUCGACCAAGAGGGAUGGGGUACGUUCCCGGUAGGGCCCAGGAGCGUGGGUGUAUGGGUGAACGCGAGAUCAGAGGGGAGAAGGGGCCUCGAUCAUCUGGUUUUCGAUGACGAUAUCUACAAACAGGCCGCUUGCGUGACUUCCUAA